GCGACGAUAAGUUGGGGGCGUCUAAACUGUAGCGGUAUUUUACCCAAAACGUUAGUUUCGUACUUGAAGCUCCUGAAACCUGAAACUGAAAUGCCUGUUAUUGAAAGCAUCGGUCGCCGGCAAUGCAUCCCGAUUAUCUACACGAGAGGAACUCACUAUGAAGUUGGAUUCGAUGUCGGCCGUAACUUCGCCUCCAUUAUCCAAAGUUUCCUAGAACAGAGCACAAGCCUUCACGAGGAUUUCCUUCCGGCUUAUGACACCCCAGAAGGCCGUAAAGCUUACGAAGACACCCUUAACUGUGUAAAAGCCAAUUUUCCCCAAUACAUUGAUGAACUGCAAGGGACUGCCGAUGGGGCCAAAGUGCCUUUCCAUGAAUUAUUUCUCCUCCACAUGGACAACAUUAUUCUAAAUGCCCGCCAAGAAGACGGAUUAAAACAACCUUACGGGUGUUCGACAAUUUGUGUUAAUCGUGGAGGACAGGAAAUCCUUGGCCACACCGAAGACGCUUUGAAGGAGACUUUGAAUCACUUUUACUUCGUCUCGGCCCAUAUCAUAUCGGACAAACCGCAAGGACGUUGGAAUGUUACAGAGGAAAAAUUCACGUCUUUGUGCUACGCCGGCCACUUGCCGGGCUAUACCAUGAGCUACAACCACCACGGUCUAGUCUUUUCCAUCAACACGCUUUCUGCAAAAAAUCUAAGACCGGGGAAAACACCGAGACACUUUCUCACCAGAGCUUUGCUGGCAGCUGAGAAUUUUGUUCAAGCGCAACAGAUCUUGAGGGAUUCCGGAAACGGAGCCGGAGAUGGGUGUUCCGUCAAUAUGACGUUUCUGGAACAGGAGGGAGACAGGCUGUUCCAUAACGUGGAAAUGGGGCCCACGGAGACUGAGAACGAGUCGCAAUUGAAUGUUCUGACGGCAAGUCCGGGAGAGUAUUUGUUGCAUUGCAAUUCAUAUUUGCGCUUGCCUGUGAAGGAAGUGAAUGUUGAGAUGUUGCGGAGCAGUGAAGAAAGAAUGGCAGUGUUCAAAAAAUACGACAAGCCGAAAUGUGAGGGCGAUGUUAUUGAAAUGUUGGGGGAUGAUUCGAAUAAAGACUAUCCGGUGUUUAGAGACACGGAUUUUGUGAGGACCAUUGCAGUUGGUAUUUUUGACUGCGUUAAAAGAACUUGGAGUUUAUAUUCCGACAAUCCUAAACAUAACGAACCUUUGGUCGUCCUCCCUUUAGUAUUAAAAAGUGAUAACAAGUAGGUCAGUUACGAUAACGUUAUCAGUAUCACAUCCCAGAAGCUUUAAUAUAAAUAAAUAUAUUAUGAAUGUAUAAAUUCGCAAUAUCUAAUAAAAACGUGAACAGGAA
This is a messenger RNA of Tribolium castaneum (red flour beetle), 1354 nucleotides long. It is a transcript of the gene tan, whose product is annotated as tan. Bases 91 to 1248 code for a protein of 385 amino acids. Lineage: Eukaryota; Metazoa; Arthropoda; Insecta; Coleoptera; Tenebrionidae. The record is from RefSeq and is a predicted model, not a curated record. The transcript has 7 exons.